CAUGUCUGCACCAAUGGACGACUCCUUCUACUCCAACGACAUGGACAACUACUCGCUCCAACAGUACACUGACUUCUCUGAUAAACCGCCUUAUGGCGGCGUCGACNCCCGUCUGCUCAGCUCGCCCCAGAAUACUCCCCUGCUCAGCAACGAACAACCACUUUCGCCUUUCAACCACACCGUCUUCAGCCGUCGUCCACCCAAUCCCACCUUCUUCGAGCCUGAUCUGUCUCUUCACUCUUACGAGCCCAUGCGUCACCAAAUGCUCGGUCAUCGCCGCAGUGUCUCCGUUCCUCCCGAAGACCCGAUGCCUGAGAACGUACAACCACCUCCCGCUCUGGUGUUCCACCGCGGCGGUACACCACUAGGCGACUCCAUGGGCACCGACAAGGGCAAUAACACCACGAACAAAAAGUGGUUGAAGAAAGCCGCUGCAGCCCAAAAGAGACAGAUGCGGAGACACUCGCCAUACCCCAUCGGAGGAGAAAGGAUGCAAGUCCAAAGAAGCCACACUCAACCCGUAUUCUUGCAACAACAGCACCACACACCCCAUCUCGGACCUACCAGUGCGCCUCAGCAGAUGAUUUUGAUGACCGAAGAUCAAAUUUCUCAGGCUGUGAUGCACAACUUUGACAUUAGUCCCCUGUCGUCACCGCAGUUUCCUGUCUUCAACACCAUCAACACUGAAGGACGAAACAUACAUCUACCUACCGGGCUGACUGACGUUGAUGCUUUGGCUUUUGAAACAAGAAAUGAUGUCAGCACUGCUGUUCUCGGCAUGUUUGGUUUCGCGGAAAGACUCUCGAGGGAUUGCGCAGCCAUGCGUGAGUUCCUGAGAAGAAGUUUCAGAAGUGGCGAGGAAGAUGAGGUUGAACGUAUUCGUCAAGAAAAACGUGCUGUCAACCACAAAGCAUCCACUCUUGAAGAUGGACUUGAGAUGCUGCCACUGCCAGACGGAAAGGCUGAAGAAGAGUUGACUGUGCCUGUCACGGGUCAAGACAUUAGAGAUCUUGAUGACAUGUUUUUGCAUGAGAAGAAGCUGGCAUAUCUGCGGUUCGUUGGCGCCAGUCGUGCUCUUAUGCACCUUGUGUUAGAC
Messenger RNA from Aureobasidium vineae, 1096 nucleotides. The record is from the annotation of a GenBank genome assembly. NCBI's taxonomy places the organism in Eukaryota, Fungi, Ascomycota, Dothideomycetes, Dothideales, Saccotheciaceae.